Macrosiphum euphorbiae (potato aphid) is the source of this 528-nucleotide messenger RNA. The record is from the annotation of a GenBank genome assembly. NCBI's taxonomy places the organism in Eukaryota, Metazoa, Arthropoda, Insecta, Hemiptera, Aphididae.
AUGAGCUCAACAACAUUUGAAGAGCUAGUUUGUUUGGUUGGUCCUCAUGUAACAAGAUUUCCAAGUUUUAGAAAGGAUACUUUAGUUGUUGGUGAAAUAUUAUCAUGUACAUUGAGAUACUUGGCUUCAGGAGAUAGUAUGAUGUCUUUGGUGUACUCUUUCCGUAUGGGUCAUUCAACAAUAUCAAAAUUGAUUUGUGAAUGCUGUUCAGUCCUUUGGCAGGUUCUUGAGAAAAAGGUUUUAUUAACUCCAAGUGUCUUAAAUUGGAAAGAACGGCUAGAGAAUUUGAAGACAAGUGGAAUUUAUGACAUUGUGUUGCAGCGAUUGAUGGAAAACAUAUUGUUCAUCAAGCUUUUUCAAAUGAUGGUACACAUAGUACAGUUUUGUUGGCUAUGUGUGACGCCAAUUAUAAUUUUUUGCUGGUCGAUAAUGGGGCUCCGGGAAGAUGCAGCGAUGGAGGGGUUUUCAGGAGUAGUAAUAUUGGCAAAGCUUUUGCCAAUAAAACAAUACACUUACCUGAACCUAUAG